This is a messenger RNA of Anguilla anguilla (European eel), 4284 nucleotides long. RefSeq names its product transmembrane protein 50B. The transcript is spliced from 7 exons. Bases 498 to 986 code for a protein of 162 amino acids. The record is from RefSeq and is a predicted model, not a curated record. Gene Ontology annotation, biological process: late endosome to vacuole transport via multivesicular body sorting pathway; protein targeting to vacuole. Lineage: Eukaryota; Metazoa; Chordata; Actinopteri; Anguilliformes; Anguillidae.
UAAAUUGUUAUGGAAAACAGUUUGUGGAAAAUGAGUUCGACUACUCCGUUAGCUACGUUAAUUUAGAAAUUAGCUAAUGGCAUGUCCAUGUAGACAGAAAAGUACAAGAAUCUUGCAACCCAUAUUCUAUACUGCCAGAAAGGAAACGAGCUAACGUUAUCUAGCUGUAAUAUUUUGCACGGGAGCAUCUUUGGCCCGGUAUUCAUUUAUACUUAACAUUGGACGAACACGAGUACGGACAUCAGAAAUUGUGUCUAGCUGCAGUGGUGUAUCGGUUAGACUAGAUAGGUUAACCCAAAAGCAGGCAGAGCUGCCAGAAUCCAGAGCCAAGAAGCAGAGAGCCAAGCCAGGCUGAGCCAAACUGUAUUGGACUGACCCCAGGCAAAGGGACAGUGCCCGGGGAUAGCUAGUAGAGCAGACUGAAGAGGGGAAGCUGUGAGGAAAGGCAGAGGGGGAUCUGUGAUUGUACUGGGCAGAACUGUGGGGUUGGAGCUGACAUGGCCGGGUUCCUGGAUAACUUCCGGUGGCCGGAGUGCGAAUGCAUCGACUGGGCAGAGAGGCGCAACACCGUGGCCUCCAUUGUCGCUGGAGUGCUGUUCUUCACUGGCUGGUGGAUCAUGAUAGACGCUGCAGUGUCUUAUCCGAAGCCGGCGGACCUGAACCACGCAUUUCACACGUGCGGCGUCUUCUCCACGCUGGCCUUCUUCAUGAUUAAUGCUGUUUCCAAUGGCCAGGUUCGGGGGGAUACCUAUGGAGAGGGCUGCUUUGGCCGGACAGGGGCACGUGUCUGGCUCUUCAUUGGCUUCAUGAUGAUGUUUGGCUCUCUCAUCGCCUCUAUGUGGAUCCUUUUUGGGGCCUACGUUGCAUCUCCAUCACCCGAGAGGGAAACCGUGUACCCUGGGCUUGCAGUGUUUUUUCAGAACGCCUUGAUAUUUUUCAGCACACUAAUCUACAAGUUUGGGAGGACAGAGGACCUGUGGGGCUAGAGCAGCUGCCUCUACCAAGAUUUUUCAACAUCCACUCUGCCCCUCUACUCCCCUCCUCCAACCUCUUCUCCCCUCCUCUUCUCUUGUGUUGAUCUAAUUUACCCCUCCCUGGACUCACCUGCAUGGACUGAGUUCUGGGGCCGGAUGUUCUUGUGGAUGCCACUGCAGGUGUUUCAGUGGACCAAUUUCCUUUGACACUGUGGACCAAUCCCCCCCGGCCAAGUACCUCAGACAUGUGUCACCACCAUUCAAACUAACACCUGUGCCACCAGGGCAUCAGCUGAAAUACCACCCCCCCCCACCCCCCCCCCAAAAAAAAAAAAAAAAAUUCUGUAUUUGCGCUAUGUUCAUGCAACAGCACUGUUAGAGUGAGAGAGAAAAAGCAAAGCUUAGUGCGUGGCUGCCUACUCAAGACCCCUCCCCUGCCCCCCCCCCCCCCCCCCCCCAAAAGCUUGAAGCAGGCCAGCAAGGCACAGGAUGACUUGCUGUGACUGGGCCCAGCCCUUUCAAAGGCCUCAAAGACAGAGUCAUCCAGGCUCUGUGCUGCAGGCUUCUAGUGAGCUACAGGCGGGGCAGAGUAUCGAGCCGUUAUUCGCUGACCAUCACCAAACUGUUUGCAAUUUAUCGGGGUGUUUUGCAAUGCUCCUUUUAUUAUUCACAUCCUCAAAGUUUGGGAAAAAGUGAUUUGCAUGAACUUGUAGCUUAAUUUUUACAAUUACUUUUAAGUGCUUUAAUCAUUUAUUGUAGAGCUUCCAUGCUUAUUUUCUCUGAUCCUCAGAGGUGCCAACUGCUAUGUUAUACCUGUAGCAGCUCCAAACGCCAUAACUGUUCUUCAUUUUUAUUUUUAUUUUUUUGCAGUUCAUAAAGAAAGAAAAAACAAGAAAAAAAUAUAGUGACAAUAUAAAGUGUGCGGAUGGUAUAAAGAACGCGAAGGGCUUGUAGUUUAAAAAAAACGUAAAAACGUGCAUUCUAUAAAUGAAUAUACAUCUGUCGUAGAUAUACAAACAUAUACAAACACACACACUUUCAACACACAAACUCAAAUGCAUAUUACUAGAUGCAUACUCACAUUUUUAUGCACAUAUACUGUACACACACAUACAAAAUGCAUAACGUACAUAACGUACAAACCAAACAGAUUCAAAUUAACAAAAAAAAAAUACAUGAAUUAAUAUUACCUGUAAUAAUACAAGAAUCAAUAAUGCUGUACAUAAAAUAAUAAUAAAAUAAUAUAUAUGGCAAUUUACGGAAUGAAAUUAAAGGGAAACAUGGAGUGCAACAUUCUGUGUUAUGCUGUACUCUUUCAGGAGAGGAACAGAUUUAGAUAUUUUUAAGUAUUAAAUAAGUGACUACGAAGUGAGAAGGUAGUGAACUGUUCCAUACUACUGGACCUCUGCCUGAGUGAAAAUUUGGCAAGUCUGGCUCCAUAAAAACGUCUGUGUAGAAGAUCAAAAGAUCAAGUAUCAUAAGAAUGUAUCUUGAGAGUUGUAAUGGAAAAAGCUAUAAAACUGGGAGUAAAUUAUUUUAAGUUUUGAAAACAAAUUCCCAGCUAACAGGCAACUUGACCUGUCUUUUAGAUAUCUGCACUAAACGGUUAGUCAAAAAGUCCAGACUCACAGCCUUGAGAAUAUUCAUAGACCUUUGUGAGUAACCCUGAACAUUAAUUCUCCCAUGAGAUGCUCGUUGAGGCUUGAGCUAAUAAUAAUAAUUGGCUCGCUAUAAUAAGCUUUGCCUGAUGCGUUUGCCAAAACUCAACAUUCAUUCUUAUCUACAAUGGCAGUGACGGAAACAACCAAAGUACCAUACGUUCAAACAAGAGUACGUAGCCAUCAGCUGAAUUAAUAUUUGAGUUUUUUCUUACUGAGAGUACUGUGGAUGUGACAUCAACGUGAAGCACAGUGGAUUAAAUGAUGUGUGUGACCAUGUCAAGUGCUUCCAGAAAACAGGCUUAUUGGCUGUUUUUAGUUCAAAAUAGCCCAAAUUGAUUUAAAAAAGGAUAAAAAAGAAAAAAACUGUCCUGUUAAGGCACCGUUCUAGUGCUCAGAUGGGUCCCGCGGUCCGGGAUCAAAUCUGGUCCUGUUAGUGCUGCCUGGCUGGUGGCCCCACUGGGUGGCGCAUAAUCAGCAGCAGCAUUGCCUGGGGUCAGGGAGGGUUCCAUCAGCCAGGAUCCAUGGCCCAUAGCUCUCUGUAGAGGCCCUGUUUGUCCAUCGGAAGCCUGUGGUCUGUUUGCUAAUGACAUGAGGUGUCUGACUGAUGUAUGUGCAAGCUUGGCUUAUGGGGCGUGGUGUGAAAAAAAAAAAAAACCACGUGGCAACGUAAUGUGCUAUGGAGGAGAGUGUGGGCUUGUGUGCACUCUCACGUCAUCAGUAGGGAUGGCAAAAUGAUUUUGGGUAUAGCCUACUUGAUUGCGCAUUCCAAAUUGGUGAGAAAAGCAUGAAAACCGUGUUGUGUAACUGUGAUUCUGUCACAGUUUAUUGCCAUUCCUUAUUUAACUUGACGAGUAUGUUGUUCAUCAUGAAGACCAAAUUUCAGGACCCUGAUGAGUUAAAAUCUGUAACUCAUCAGCCGUUUAGUUUGAGAACAAAUCAAUUCCUUUUUAACUCAGACUGUACAGUGGAGAGCUCCUGUCUGAUUGGAUUUCAUUGUGGACCAGCCUCAUUUUGAGCCAUUUAUUUGAAAGUCUUUUGUGCCCAUAUAUAUGUGGCUUAUGGAGAAAUUUAUUUUUUGUUUGUUUUCAUUCUUUUGUUCUCUAUGGUCUCCAGUUUUUUUUUAACCUUUCUGCCCAUGAAUUGUGAUCUAAGCUAAUGUACUGUAUAUUCAAAACGUUAAAGUAACAUUGUGACACUUGAGCAGUGUUACUGCAACACUGUAGAAAUGCUGUAGAAAUUUUUAUAUCUUCGAAAUUUUCUUUGGCUGAGUUUGUUGUAUAAUUUCCACUCAUAGGUAUAAUGUGAUUAUAUCUUUUCUUUUAAAAAAUGUUUUUUUGUUGUUGUUAUUUUAUAUAAGUGCAUUCUCAGUACAUUUAAUUAUAUAAUUGCUUGUUUAAUGACUGUGUAUAGUCACCCCCUGUGCCCUCAAAAUUAUUUAUUAUAAAAAAAUUAUGUAAAAAUGUGAGCAGAUUUUCACUACAUUUCACAACAAUAGUGAUUAUACAAAUUUUUCUCUGCCAGUCAUAUUUGAGUCUGGUUUAGUAGCACAUAAUGUAAUUGGUCAUUAUUCAAGUUCUGCUUCAAUGUCUUACACUGGAAUAUAAAUGUACAAAAGGCGUACAGUAAAAUAAAAACAUCAUAACAUGAAA